Molecule: messenger RNA, 129 nt
Organism: Ambispora leptoticha
Lineage: Eukaryota; Fungi; Glomeromycota; Glomeromycetes; Archaeosporales; Ambisporaceae
Source: the annotation of a GenBank genome assembly
AUGGCAGAAGAUAUAUUGAGUAAAAAAGUAAACCAAUUACCUGGCUUGAUAAAGACAACAGAAAGAUCUUAUAAUAUCAAGAAAUUAAAAAGUAUAGUCAAAGCUCGAUUUAAUAACUAUGUGAUUUAG